AUGGCGGGCGACGAUUCAGGCGGGGGCGGGACGGUCGUCUACAGGACGCAGUCAUCACACGGGCGCUCCAACUCUGCCGGCCGUGAUGCGGGUCGACGACAGUACGGAUCUCAACCCGAGAACGUCCCGCCGCCCGUUCCCUCCUACAAUACCGGCCCUCCCAUCGACUUUACCAGCGCACCUGUCUCGCCCGAUGUCGCACAGUACGUUAACACUCCGCCUGACAUCGCUCCUCCGCGCGACUUCGACCCGAACGACAGCCGGUCUCGCUACGCCAGCAAUUACUCGCCUAACUACAUGACGCCUGAUCAGCAAAGGCGCCACGAGACGCAGUAUAUUCCGACCAACCCUCGGAUGACUCGUCAGCGGAGUAUCUCUGGCGGUCCACCGGCUCACGAACGCAAGACGAGUCUCAUCCCGAUCGCGCCUGUGCCGCCUCGCCAGGCGACAGGCGGGCUGGGCGUCUCUUACGGCGACCAGUACCGGUCGGAGAAGGCGAGCACGGUCGACCUGGUCGAGCGGGACGACAGCUUUGAACGGCGAAGCACUUCGGUCAAGAAGGGCGGGGCGACGGUGUCGAAGGGCGAGAUCUCGGACCUCCAGCAAGCCGUGCGAGAAGCGAACGGCUCGAUCCAAGCGAUUGGCGACCUACACUCUCGCAUGCUCUCCAUGCCAUCGUCCGAGGACGCCAUGGCGAUCGAGCUCAAGUCUCAACUCGACUCGACAACCGCCACGACCCGCGCGCUCUUCACCUCGCUCAAGAACCGCUUGCAAGUCCUGCAGCAGGGAAACGCCAACCUCCGCGCGAUGAUCCCGCUCGGCCAGUCGCUGUACAACCUCUCGCUGCAGGACAUCGAUGUGCGCGAACAGCAGGUUGGCGCACUGAAGGAACGGUUCAAGGAUGCGAUCCAGCGCUACACGGAGGAGGAGAAGCAAAAUCGCGCGAAGCAGCGGGCCAGGCUCGAGCGGCAGGUCAAGGUCGUCAACCCGAACCUCGAUCCGGCAGAACUGCAGGAGAUUGUCAAGAAGGCGGAGGAGGGUGACGGCGCGAUGUUCACGCAGGCUCUGCAGACGAACAAUUAUCGGUCGCAUGCGGCGAGAGGAGCGCUGCGGGAGGUGCAGAACCGCGCGGCAGAGUUGGCUCGUAUCGAGCAGACGAUCAUCGAGCUCGCACAGCUCUUCCAGGAUAUGGCGGUCAUGGUCGAGGCGCAAGACGUUGCCAUCGUGAAGAUCGAGCAGAACGCCGUCCUCGCCGAGACAGACAUGGAGAACGGCCUCGAGAACGUGCAGAAGGCGGUUGUGCAUGCGCGCAACUACCGCAAGUACCGUUGGUGGUGCUUCGGGUUCAUCGUCGUGAUCAUCAUCAUCGUGCUUGUCGUCCUCUGCGUCGAGCUCAUCCCGCCAGCGAUCCGAGCCGCCCAGAACGAUCGCAACGCUCGCCAGUCUCGAAGCAGCGCAUCUGCCGCCCGAGCUGCAGCCACAUCACCCGCCGUCCAGUCUCUCAUCGCGUCGUCUUCCGUUGCGCCGAGUACUGCAUCCACCACAGCCGCGCCAGUCUCGACGAGCGCCGCAUCGGGUUCGUCCAGCUUCAUGGCGUCGGCGGCGGCGCCAUCCUCAUCAAAUCCAGCAUCCGCCUCAGCUACAGCGUCGUCCACAAGCUUGUCUUGA
Molecule: messenger RNA, 1668 nt
Organism: Rhodotorula toruloides NP11
Lineage: Eukaryota; Fungi; Basidiomycota; Microbotryomycetes; Sporidiobolales; Sporidiobolaceae
Product: syntaxin 1B/2/3
Exons: 5
Coding region: 1-1668 (555 amino acids)
Biological process (GO): intracellular protein transport; vesicle fusion; exocytosis
Cellular component (GO): endomembrane system; SNARE complex; plasma membrane
Molecular function (GO): SNARE binding; SNAP receptor activity
Source: RefSeq, a predicted model, not a curated record